UUCUUAGCAUUCACAUCCUGUUGACCUCUGUGUAUUGCUGGUUCCCACAUAUAUUGUGUCCGGCAGGUAUCUAAAAUCAAGCAUCAAACCAAAAACACCACAAGUUUUAAGACAGAAUCUCUAUUACAUCAACCGCAAAGAGAAUGUGUGAUAAAAUAUAUAAACUUACAUUUCUUCCUCUUCGCCACUCUUCAUUGAAUCCUUGGUGAUACAGAUGAAAGUGUAUUAUACAUUGGUGCCUUCUUUGGCAGAGGUUUCAUAGUAUGGAAUGUUUCCUUUUGAAGCACACCAAGCUCGAGCUUCCUUCUCUAAAACUACUCGACUGUUUCCACCAUCCACAUUGAUUUUAUUACCGAUGACAAUGAAGGGAAAGUUCUCUGGAUCCGACGGACUUGCCUGCAAAUCAGAGUAACAAGACUUGAAUAAAGACAUCUGGAGCAUGUGGGAAGAUAGCAUGAAUACACACACAUACCUGGAUCAGAAACUCUUCCCUCCAAUUAUUGAGAUAUUCAAAUGAUUUAGCGGAAUUGACAUCAUAGACAAGCACACAGAAAACAGCACCACGAUAAAAAGCUACACCAAGGCUUUGGAAUCUAUAAAAAAAGAAGAAGCAAGACCUUAGCUCUUAUGGUCAAACAAAGAGAGCAGUACAUAGAGUACUUGGGGAUCAAUUCUUAAUCUAGAACAGAGUAUGUUACUAAACAUUAGAGAAUAACAUGUAAACUAUCUUUAUGGUAGAACCCUAUGUCUAUUCAUGCAUGCCAAAAGAAAACCUUCUUGUAAUUACAUUAGGAAACAUUAUAAAAAAUUUCUAACUUGGAAUAAAUGCACAACUAUCCCACCACAGAACUAAAGUUUCCAUUGGUACAAGAUGAAGCAGCAGAGAUUAUCAGUCUGAAGCUGCUCAACUUUGUUUCUAAUUUUACCUCUGCAACUUGGGAGUCAUACUCAAUCGAGUCCAAGAAGAAUCAAAAGAAAGAAAGUAGUUGACUUGGUACAACACAAACCUGUAAAGUGAAGAGGCGGUCUUCAUACUGUAAUUCCUUAGUCAAGAAAUCGGCUCCAAUGGUGGCUGAACUUCUUGUUAACAUAUCUCAAAGGCGUUGACGUUAAAGCCAAACAAGAGCACAUACUAAUUAAUAGAGACCAAAAAUGUAAUCUUUCCAUUUCUAGAAAACCAUAAUUAACAGAGAGUUUAGGAUACUGAUUCAUCAAAAUUACAAGUCCGGUGGAUUCAAUUGCUGAUUACUGAGUGAAGAUCUUUUCAUAAAUAAUUUUUCACAUUCUUCGAAUAUGGUACAAAGAGUCAAGUCAGUAUUCAAAUAUAUUCUUUUGCAAGAAGACAAACUACUUAGAGAAACCACCAAGUGAAAAUAAAACAUGACCUUAACUAGCAGCAGUAUCAUCACUUAAAGAAACUAAGUCUCCUCUAAGAGCCUACAAGAAGAAGAUAACAAACAACAUCUGAUUCAUAACUUCCCAUUUACAAACGAAUUCAAUUCCAAUAACAUUUUUUUAAAUCACGAAGAAGCGACACCGAACAGAACGAAUCUAAUCACUAAAUCACCAUGAAGAAGCAGAUACAUACAUAGAUACAUAUAAAUAGAGAAACAAAGAAAAAAACAGACCCGCUAUCACCGAGGAUGAUGACCUUGAGGAGAGUUCUUCUACGAGUAGUAAUCAUCCUUUUCUUUUUUUUUAUGAAACUUUAACUUGGUACUGUUGUUGACAUGUCUUCGAUAAAAUGAGAAUAAUAAAGAAAAAUUGUUUUUAGGCCAAACAUAAACUAAUUUCACAUAUUUUAUGUUUCAUUAGGUUAAUUAUUUUCAAAAUGGCAAUAAUUCCCUUAAAUUCAAUUAUAAAUUCGAAAUUACAAUUAACAAACCAAUAGUAAAUAUUAAAAUAUAAUAAAUAAUUAAAGUAAUUAAAAUAAAAGAAAACAUUAAAAAAUCUCAAAAAGAAAAUAAAUCUAAACCUACACUUUAUGUCCAACAAUUUUUUUCUUUUUUUUUUCUUUUGAAAAAUUGAUUUUUUCAUAUAUGGAAACAAAAUAUUUCCAAAUAUUUUCUUUCCAUAUUUUGCAGAACUGAUUAUUCUUAUUCGUAAAAUACAGUAAAUCUGUAGAACUUAGUUCCUACAGGUUUUUAGAUUUAUAGUAAUGUAUAGAUUUUGAUUUCUACAUGUAUUAGAUUUACAGUAAAUAUGUAGAACUCGUAUUCUACAAGUUUUAGAUUUAUAGUAAUAUGUAGAUUCUGAUUUCUAUAGAUUUUAGAGCGAUAGGUUAAGUGCGGAAUGUGUAUUCUAAAUAUUUUUAGAGUACUAUUAUUUACGUACAUCACGUAUUCUAAACAUAGUAGAUUCAAUGAAGAAAGUGGAUUUUAUUUUCUACUUAGUAGAAUGCCAAUUCUACUUUAUGUAGAAUAUAAUUUGAAAUUACGAUUUAAACAAUUUUAGAACUGAAAAAAUACCACAAGUUCAUGUAUUUCAUCAGUAGUUACUAUUUUCCAUUUUUUAGAUUGUAAAACUAUUUAUUUAUUUAUUUUCAAAAAUAAUAAAGGGCAUUAGAGGCAAACGUGGUAAAAAUAAUAAUUAGCCUAAUGGGACAUAAUUACAAUUUUUUGGGCCUAAAAAAAUAAUUUUCCUUAAAAAUAAUAACGAAAAUUAAGAAAGAAUAGCCAAAAAAAUUCCAUCAACUUGGGCAAAAAGUUGAAAUAAAUUUUUAACUUUUGUUAAAACCAGUUUAAUCUUCAAUUUUUUAAAAUUGUAUAUAUUAAAUAUCAACUUUAGUUAGCCAUGCCGUUUUAGAUACCUGAAAAAUUAAUGUUAAAUCGAUUUAAUAAUUGAGGUUUUGUGUAUCUAAAAUAGCUUGAUCAACAGAAGUUGAAGUUUAAGAUUGGCUAAUUGUUAAAGUUGAUGAUUAAAAUGGCUUAAACUAAAGUUCAUGUUUUUUAUUUCGUUUUGAAAAAUCUAAUUGUUUUUUACUUAGUUAUUUAUUUAAUAAAACCACUAAGUUAAGUUAUUUGUAUUUUCUCUCUUUCAGUUCACCUUUAGAUUCUUUUUAUAAUAAAUUAAGAACAAAUUUAUAGUGAAAUGAUCUAAAAAACCGAUUGCAUCUAUAUUAUCUAAGACUAAACUUGUAGCUGCAAAACAAAAGGUAAAGUUAAUUCAAAUCUAAAUUCAAGACUUUCACUGAUGUAUGUAGAGAACUCUAACAACAUCCAACAAGAUGGACUUUCUCGGACCAAAAUUCUUGGUAUAUAUGCAUUGGCCGUCUUGGUAACAUACGAGUCACUAAUUAGAUCCAACAUAUUUAUUUAUAAUAAGAGAGUUCUAUGUCCUUUAAGUUUGUUUUACAUGAGACACCCACAAACUUUAAAACUAGUGUGUUUUAGUUAAUAUUUGUUACAUGAGACACACCCACACACUUGUUGUAGUUAAGGAUCCAAGAUCCUAUUUUGAAAGAAUAAUUAAGUAAAACACAAUUAGACUUUUCCUGCUCAAAAGAUAAAGUUAAAAUUCAUAUAUUUUAAAACGAAACAAUAACAGAAUUUUUUUAAUUUGAGCCAUUUUAAUUUUAACUUUAUAAAAUUAUUUUAAGCCUCAUUUUUUGUUGUUGAUCAAGCCGUUAUAGAUACCUCAAAAUUCAAUGUUUAAUCGAUUUAACAAUUGCCUUUUGUGUAUCUGAAACAUUUUGAUCAAUAAAAAUUGAGGUCAAAAAUGAAUUUUUUUCAAAAGUUGGAGAUUAAAAUGGUUUAAACGGAAUUUGAAAGUUAUUUUGGGCUUUUUUUUAAUUUGAAAGUUAUUUUGGUUUUUUUUUUGGUGUAAUUUGAAGGUUUUUUGGCCGUUUUCACCAAAAAGAAAUAAAAAAAAAAUUGUUGUUUUUAGUUAUCUAGUUCUUAGAGAAACACCAUCCAUCAGAAAGUUAUUUUCUUCUUUUAUUCUAUCAAAAGUUCAUUUAUACUGAUUAAGAAAAUGAUAGAAGAUCAUUGUACAAAUGUUUAAAUAACCAUGAUGAUGGAUAAAUUGAUUUGAAAUACCUAAUUUAGCUAAAAAUGUGAUUUUUCCUUGUUAUUUUUUCUAGAGUGUGAUUGGUAAGUGUUGAAGUAAAUGAGAAGAAAUUAAAGUAGAGGGAAUGAGUGGAAAAUUUAUAGUGUAAACAAACCAAAGAAAAUAAUAAUUAAUUGAAACCAACACAACUUUUUUACUCUAAAAAACAAUAUUUUACAGUUCAAUCACUAAAAAAAACACUGUUUAACAUCAUUUAUUUUCUAUUUUGGCAUUACUUAUAAAUGAUGUAAAAAUGUUUUGCAUCACUUAAAAAAUGACUCUGAAAGUGGUGAUGCAAAUAAUUUUACAUCAUUUUAUUAAUAAUUGAUGCAAAAAAAAUUCACAUCAGUUACUAUAGAUGAUUUUAAUAUGUACCAAUUGUAAAAAGAUGAUAUUAACAGUUAACAUCAAUUGAUGUUUAUAUUAGCAUCAGUUACAAUAAUUGAUUUUAAUUAAUUAUAUUAUUGAUUAAUAAAUAAAUUUAAAUUGAGACGAAUUUAAAAAAAAAAUUAAUCGUUAUAUUAUUUAUAAUAAUAAAUUUUACGUUUAUACAGUAUUUUGAUAAGAAAAAAAGAUAAAUAAUUUUUUAUUAAAAAUUUAUUUUUCAGUGACAAUACAAUCUAACAAAAAAUUAAAGAAAAAAUAAAGAAGCAGGAGGAUAAAUUUAUAGAGAAAAAAGAAAUGUAUAAAUAGAUAAACAGAAUUGGCCAUAGAAAUUUCUUAAGUCCAUAUUCUUCUUCUUUCUUUUCUUUUUGUUCUUUGUAUCUAUAUUUCAAUCUUCGUUGGUGGCGUGAAGACUUCUACUCUUUCUCCAUUUUUCAAAUCAAUGUUGUAUCGACUUUUACCUCUGGUCAUUCCCAAAGAUCUGUAAGCUAUAAACAGAAGACCUAUAAACUUGUAAUUUUCUCAAAACGUGAGAAAUUGAAUAAGUGAAGAAGGAAGAAAAUAAUACUUUCAUAAAUUAACUUUCAUAUCCUUCCUAAGAAAAAAAAAACAAAUUGCCAUCAUAAUGACUUAUAUAAGUGCUUGAUUCUUUUUGAGAAUUUGUUUUGAGUCGAAUAACUUAGAACCAUAAAUUUAAAACUGAUAAAAAAAAUCUAAGAAGUUGAAACAGUAAGAGGAUUUAUUUUUGGGAAGAAACCUCCUCUCCCAGGAUUCGUUUUGGGAAGUAAGGGAGGAUGGGAAAGGAUCUUGGAUCUGGAGGAAGCUUCUCAAGUUGAGAGAGUUGGCUUAUCAAUUCAUCCGGUUUGAGAUUAACGAUGGUCACACUGCAUUUUUUUGGCAUGAUGACUGGUUGCAGAUGGGGAGACUCAUGGAUAUCACGGGUGAUGUGGGUACGUACUACCUUGGGGUUGCGAGAACCGCUCGAGUUAGUGAAGCAGUUCUGGGUUAGCAAUGGAACAUCAGAGGUCACAGGAGUAGGCAUUACCAUGCACUUCAUGACUGUAUCCAGAAUGAAAGGGUACCACUUGAUGAACAUGGUAGAGACGUGGUGCUUUGGAAGCAUGAUGAGAACACAUAUAAACCGCACUUCUCUUCUAGUAGAACUUGGGAACAAGUACGGGUGAAGAAGAAUAAGGUGGUCUUGAGCAAGAGUGUUUGGUUUUCACAGGGCGUUCCUAGAUACUCUUUUAUUGUUUGGCUGGCAAUAAAGGAUCAACUAUCAACUGGAGUGCGUAUGAGGGCGUGGGGCAUACAGCAAGGUUGCUUGAUGUGUGGAGAAAGGGAUGAGUCGAGGGACCAUAUCUUUUUUGCUUGUCCCUUUACUUUCACUGUCUGGAAUAGACUUGCAGGACGGCUGUGUGGGCGAUGGAUCAAUCCCGACUGGAGUCUUACUCUGCAAUUUGUUACCAGAAACACUCUUAGCAGCUUGGACAAGAUACUAGUCCAAAUGCUGUUUCAGACAUGCAUCUAUUACAUGUGGAAGGAGAGGAAUGAUCGUAGACAUCAGAAAGGUUAUCACAGUACAGAGCAAGCUAUCCGAAUCAUCGACAAGGCCAUACGGAACCGAAUCAGUUCUCUUCGAUACAAACCUGAUCAUAAGCUAGCCGGGUUGAUGCAGCGUUGGUUUGAGGUUUUUGAUAACACAUAGGUCUUUACGAGCAUUUUCUUUGUAUAGAUCAUAGCUUAUAGUUUUCUCACCCAAUGUAAAUGCAUAUUCUUUACUUGAUCAAUAAAUUUCACAUUUCAUCAAAAAAAAAAACAGUAAGAGGAAGAGGAAGAUGAAGAUAUUAGUUAUUGACAAAGAACAACAUGCAUUGUUUUACUGAGGUAGCAAAAAGAAGUAGUUAAAACACAAAAAAUAUUCCUUACGAGAUUGUGAUCUAUUUCUUUUGUUGUUUAUCUAUUUUUUUAACGAUAUUGGUUCAAGUAAUUAUGAUAAUGGUUCCUUCUGGGAUAUACAUAAUUAAUUGCAUUGUUUUAUUGAUGUAAAUUAUCUUUACAUUAACUCAAAUGUUUUAACUGAUGUAAAUUAAAAUUAAAAUAACAUCAUUUUAUUAAACUGAUGUCACAGAUAAAUAUAUUAAUAUAGUUUAAGUUAGCAUCAAUUUUUUAUUGAAGUAAACUAUGUAUCAUUUUAAUAAAUGACAACUAUGUAUCAUUUUAAUAAAUGAUAUCGACAAAAAACAAUGAAUAUAUCAUUUAUUUUUGAAUUAAAUUAAUGAAUAUGUCAUUUAUUUAACUGAUAUAAUUAUUUAUCAGAGUAUCAUUUUUAGUAAAGUGAUACAAAAUACAAAAAAAAAAUAUAUCAUGCAAAAUAAAUUAAAAAUAAUAUCACUUAUUAUAAAUGAUGCUAAUUUAUAUUUAUUUGUCUCAUUUAUAAAUAAGUGAUUUGAAAUAGAAUCACUUAAUUAUGUGAUACAGUUUAACUGAUUCAAUUUAUUUCUUUUUUUGUAGUGAAUUGUUUUCCACUUGAUUGACACAACAAAAGCUGAAAUGAGAGUACAUGUUUUUUUCACUCAAAAUAUAUUUUGAUAUCAAAUUACACUCCUAGUGUAUCUAAAUAAAUAAUGAAAAAUUUUGAUUCCAUACAUAGAUAUCCUAAUAAAAUAUUUUCAAUGCAAACAUUUAUUAGUUUUCUGUAAUGAUAUCUACGAAUAACACUUUAAAAUCUCUUACAAAGUGAUUGAAUGUAAAUCCAUUUUCUAUUGUUUUGCAUAUUUGAUUAGUAGAAAGCGCCUCCACAACCGUCGUCACAUUGCCAAUCGAUGAUAUUCCCCAAAGUAAAGUGUUUUUGUUUUGAUCUCUUGCAAUCGAACAUGUAUUUUCUUGAAUCUGAUUCUUUUAAAUAUGAAUAAAAUUUAAAUUUAACAAGCCCAUUAUUUGGUUGUGCCCAUUUAUAUUUUUUGUCUUCAUUGUCAGGUGAACUUCAAGUGACUGGUUCUCCCUCGUACUGUAAUUCACUUGUAGGCUUGGUUGUAUCGUUGAUCCAUUUUUGUACCUCAAUAUGUGCUUCCAUAAUAACGUUUUGGUAGAUGAUGUUAUUUUGAAACAUUAGGUUACAUCUUGACUUCCAUAUUCUCCACAUGAUCCAAAAGGAAGCAAACUUUCAGAUUGGAUAGCCCUUGUAUGUUUUGGACAUUGAUGAUUGAAAUAGUAUGAUCGCCACAUAAUGUGAUGGUAAUGUUUCUAUGUACUUUCAGACAUUCUCCAGAUCAUUUAUGAGAUCAGACAUGAAAAAAAGUAUGUGAUAUAAUUUCUGGUAUCGAGCAACAUCUCCGAAACAUAUCCGUAAAAUUACCCGUUGUACUUAAUCUAGCUGUUGUCCCAAAUUCUUGAUAGGAUCCUCCAUAUGAAAUAUUUUAUUUUUGGCAUGGUCUAGAGCUUCCAUAAUAUUGAUUUUAGUCCAUUAUCACCAUAUGGUGUAUUAAUGUUUGUUAUCAUGGAUUUGAUGUUUUAUCUUUUGUCCAAUAACUACUUUCUCCACACGUUGUAUAGUUACAGAUAACUCAAUCCUUUUUAUCUUUGAUUGUAACUAGAUUAAUAUGAUUAUUUUACUAUAUUCCUCAUAAAAUAACUUGUCUAUAAGAUUGGUAUUCCAUUGUUGGCUACUACUUGUGGAGGUAAUCAAGUUCUAACUAAUAGAUCAUUGACUAUUUGAUGGCAUAUAGCUGAUCGGGGGGAUUGCUUUCUAUCCAAUUGUCUUUAUAGUCUUUUGUUGUUUCUCCAUCACCAAUUAUGGUGCAUAAUCCUUUCUUAAGAUGAUGAAACCAGUAACAAUGUAACUUCAUUCAUACGGUUGAUUUGUGAGUUCAAUAUAAUUGUGUCUUUGUUAUAUCAAUCUUUCAUUGGUCGUGCAAAUAAAGAGUUCAUGUGUUUGUGAAGUCCUAAUACUUGAUUAGCCAAAAGAGAAUCAUUAAAACUUUAUGAAUCCUUAAAACCUAAAUCUUCUUCCUUCAGGGUCUGAAUGGUAACAUGUUAGGUGUUGUACUGUUAUAAUAGUAAUAAAAGCGUAUAAUUACAUCUAUAAAUGUAGAGAUUUUUGUUAAUAUUAACCGCAGCGUGGUGCGGUUCAAAGUGUUACCAUUUCAAAGCCUUAGAAUAUUGCAGUUUGUUUUCAUGCAAUCCAUUAUAUAAUUUUGUUAUGAUAUCCGGGUUCGCACCAAAAAAAAUGCAUUAACAUAUAUGUUAUUUCAUCCACUAUUUUUUUUUUGUAAUUUAAAGCAAGACACUGAAAAAACUGGCAUUGAAACCCUCACUGAUUUAGUAAGUGUCCGCUUUUCCAGUAUAUGACAUAAACUUUGUGCUCCAGUUUGAUCCUAGUUGACAAACCUUGUUUAAAAUGUUUUCAAACAUUUCUUUCUUUAAUGUUCAAAUUGUUUCAACAGCCCUAUCUAUUUAUCAUCUCGUCCAUGAUAUCUAUUCCAUGAUUUGGAAUAUUCAAAAUGUCCUUAAGUUGUAGCUGUAGCACCAUGUGUAUUUGAGCCGAUAGUGAUUAUGGAUCUGGAUGGAUUAAUUUUUGAUCUGAUGCAAGCUCAUGUUCUUUGAGAAUUUCUUCAGUUUCUCUGCUUUUCUUAGUAUUUGCUUGACAAAAAAAAGAGAAUCAUCUGCAAAGAGGAGUCAUGAGAUAGGAGAGAAUCCAUAACCAUUUAAUUUCCUUUUUCAGACCAAAUGUUAUCUGCAAUUAGAUUAAUCAAAACAUUUGCACUUAUUAUAUGGAGGUACAAAGAUAAGGGGUAACCUGUCAGAGACCCUUUGUAGCCUUAUACCUUCUUGUACAUUUCCAUAUAUAAUAACUCGAUAUUCUAUAGACUUCACAGUUUUCAUAAUCUAUUUGUUCAAAUGUCCAUUGAGACUGAAGGCUCUUAAUGUUAAUUCUAAAAAAUCUCAUUCUUUCGUGAUGCAUGUCUUUAUUACCAUUUCAUUAUGUGAAACUCGUUUCUUUGAUUUUAACGAGUGCAUUAGGUCAAGCACAAUUAGGAUGUUAUGAAGGCACUUUGAGAUUCAGAUAUUCUCUUAUUAAUUGUGGAAGUGACUUAAAUCUCUGUGUACCAUUAAAAGAUCACAUUCGUUUAGUACAAUAUGCCUUUUGGAUUAUGAAAAGUAUCUUUAGUAAAAUAAAAAUGUUUUCCUAUAGAAAAAGAGGCUAGUAUAAAUACGGGUUAAAUGAUUGAAAUUAUAAUUUUCACACAAUCAAUAUAGAUAUUCUAAAUGGGUAUUUUUCUCAAUCAUACUUUUUCUCUUACUUUCGUCGAAGUUAAUUUCUCUUAUGUGCACAACAAUUUUCUCAAGAAAAACUUUUAUCUUCUUUACUAAUUUUUUGAAACAUUUUGUAAAUCAUAUUGCACAAACCGGUGGACCUAUAAUCAUAUAAUGUUGCUGGCUUAGCUAUUUUAGGAUCAUACAAAUUUUUUUAUGGUUGGUUCCAUUUUUCAUAUAUGAUGUAUCAAGUGUUUUAGCUUCACAGAUCACAUCUUUUCAAAUAAUAUUCCUACCUAACUAAUACAAAUGAGUUGUUAAGGCAUCAGGUCCCAUAUAUGUAUCCUCACAUAUAUAUUUCAUGAUUGUCUCUGCUAUUUUUGUUGCAUUCACCAUUUUUCAUUAAUUUGGCAUUUAUUUCUCUUUAACGAACGGUUUGAACAAGUUCUAAAUUGAUAUUUCACAGUUAAAGAAAAAAUAAAAAAAUAAUAAUAACUUUUAUCUUAUUUUUUGUUAUUAUAAAAUUUGCCAUUCUGAUUUUAAUUAAAAUCAGGACGUCCAAGAUAAUUAUUUUGGUUGUGCUAUUUUGGGCUUUUAAAAGCUAUGGCAAGAUUGUACCAUGGUUUGUUAUGGGCAAUGCAAGAAUCACUUAAUCUAUCAAACAUGGAAUAUUAAAAUUCAAAGAGAGCACUAGAAACAUUAUGACUCUAAAACUUUUACUCAGAGUAACAAUUAUAUUUGACAAAGAAAUAAGAUUUUUUAUCAAAUUAAUAUUUUAAAUAAAAUUACUUCUAGUAGUCUGACCUUUAUAUUUUUUUACCUUUUUCAUAAGAAUGCAACUUUGACUGUUCCGAGGAUCAUGGUUGUUUAUAGAGAAGUUAUCCAUAAGAAAAAAAUCCAGUUUGUAACUUUUUUAGCAGUAUAAGUAAUCUAGCCACACAAUGAUGGUCUAAUAACAUGUGAGUUUUAGAUUGAUAAGCAAUUUUUCAAAGGCCCUUAACAAUACUCGAUCGUGUGGCCACACAAAUAUGUGCUUCUUAAUUACAAUUCAUUUGAAUACCGGAAAGAAGGUAUAUAUGUGGAUUACAUUUUUCUUUGGAAAUUAAUUUGAGCCCCCUCAAUAACUUCGGGAUACUCUAGAUUAAAAAGUAUGUAAUCGUUUACAUUCGUACAAAUCUUCUACUAUAUAACAAUUCUAUAUAAGAAAAUGUUAUUUAUUUAUAUUAUUCAAAAACUGAAAUGCUAUUAUUGUACAUUAAGAGAAAGAAAAAAAUACAUUCAACCAUACUUUAUACAGAAAGAUAUCAUCAAUUGUCAACCUCACAAUUUUAAUUUAAUUUAGUAAAAUUGUAAUAUAUAUAUAUAUACAAUAAUAUAUGAGGUGUUUUUAUUUUUGCUUCAGAAGUCAGAAAAGAUUUAGGAUUUUCCAUAAAAGAAAGAAUUAUAAAAAGGAAAUUAUUCAAAAAAAUGUUGGAAUACAGGGUUUGGAGAUGAAUGAUGAAUCAUCCGUGAUGAUCCAAGGGUCAUGAUCUAUCAGUUAAACGAAGCCUUGAUACUCUUUCUAUCAGAAGGUAUAUUACUUUCAAUCUCAUUAACAAGAGAUAUGACCGAGGAAGUAUAUUAUAGAAAAAAAAGAUUGCACAUCUUGACCAAUUUGACUGGAAAAUCAUCUAUUUAAACUUAGUAUACAACAAAGAUCAUUUCACCACCACCAUAAAAAAUCUAAGAAAUAUCAUGGCUUAUUCUUCUUCUCUUUUUCCUUCUCCAUUUUUCUCAACUGAUUCUUCUUUGUUUGAAGUGGAGGUAACUCGAGACGAGUUCCAUUCUUUCCACAAAAUCGACAGAGACUUGUUCACUCGCCUCGUCUUUGUUCUAAAACGAGACAUGAACCAAUCGUCUCAAGUGAUUGCGUUUCUCCUCGUGGUCGAGCAACUUGGCUUCGCACGCAACUUGGUCGCGUGUCUUGUCUCAUCACAAGACAUGUUAAUCGAUGCGGUGGCCAACGAAGUCGGUGUGUGUCUAAGUAUCUUAUACAACCAAAACUACUCAAGCUUCGUCCUCCUUAACCACAACAACAAUGAUGAGGUGGUUAUUCCUUUUCUCAAAGGUGUAACUAAUAGUAAUCUCACUCUCAGUUACAUCAUUCAGUACCGCGACACUAUUCUCGUUAGAGUGACAAAAAAUUUGAACGAUGUCUGCAACCGAGCUUUCGACGAUAUAUACGAGAAGGGCUACAAGGAGCAACGGCUGGCGUUAGAGAGGGCAAAAGUCAUUGAGGAGAUGAAGAAGAUCCGGUUGGGUGCUCCACAACAAACCCCUACUAGGUUUAGUGUUCAACACCAAACCCCUAGCUGGAGGAAUGUUCAACAACAGAUCCCUCGUAGGUCGAAUGUUCAACAACGAACCUCUAUUAGGUCGAGUGUUCGACGAUCAACCCCUCUAAAUGUGAGUGCUCCACAAGAAUGGGUUCCUUCUCCAGCUGUUGAAGAAAAAGCAAAGGCGGCCGUGACGGAGACAAAGGGGGCGGACAACAAGGAGGACGAGGAAGAGGUGACGCCGGCGGAUGAUAGGACGGUGUUUCUGACGUUUUCCAAAGGAUAUCCAAUUUCUGAAUCGGAGGUUAGAGUUCACUUCACGAGGAAGUUUGGAGAAGUGAUAGAAUCCAUAGUGAUGCAAGAAGUGCAAGAGAAUGAGCAGCCCUUGUUUGCGAGGAUGGUGUUGAAGAUGGAAUAUGCGUCCAAGAUUGAAGAGAUCGUGACUCCAAUGAACAAAAACAAGUUCACUAUUGAUGGAAAACAUGUUUGUGUUCGCAAGUUCUUUCCUGACCCCUCCUCCUCGCAUGUUUGACCGUCUUCUGGAGUUUUAUAAGUUGUGUUUUGCUUCUGAAUAAAAAAUGGUGUUUGUUCUUUAUUACUACAUUGUAAUUCUUUAGUGGCAAGAUGGAUUACCUAUUUAUAAUAUAUCUUUUGUUUUAAAUGUCAUUUUUUUCUAUUAGAUAAUACAAUUUUAAAACCUGAAGUGCCGCACCCAAGGAGCAAAAGACUUUUUUUUCCUCGGUUGUAAAAAUUCAGAAUAAAUAGUUAAAUUAAAUUACUGAUAUAGUGAUAUAGAAUUAGAAUAUUAGUAAUUAAAUUAGAAUCUUAACAUUAAUGACAUUUAUAAAUUUGAUAAAAAAUAUCACAAUAUCAGAUUUUUCAAUUUUACAAAAUAAAACUUUUCUUGGACCAAAGUUUAAAAUUAAUUACGAUAAAAUUAUAUGUAAGGUAACAAACGCCUCUCAUAAAAUUAUCAUUAUCAAACAAAAUUUAGGUUGUACCUAUUUCGUAGUACGAUACUGUUUUUUUUUAUGAAAAUAAAUUUCAACAUGUAGAAAAAAGAGAUACGGACUAACAUGAAUAGACAACAAAAACAAACAAACAAAUAGUAGCCAUUGGAAUUAUUUUGCAAGGAAUUUAUUCAUUAUUACUGGAAAGUGUCGGAUUUUGAAAUGUAAAAUGCAUCAUAUAAUUUGGCGUAUGUAGUUCGUACAGAAGAAUAAUAAAUCCAAGCUUGAUCAGACGGGUACCAAAUAUGGUAUUCACGAUCAAAGCUUGAUCUUAAGAUUCAUACAAGAAAAGAAUAAACCAAAGCUAUUAGAUGGUACUACGAAGACAAUACUACUUCUGUAGGCAAAAAUAUCGAUGAACUCUAGUUAAAUCCCACCAUUAUGUCUUUUUGCAAAGAUAAAAGCAUGAGUUCUGUAUUGUGUUUACCCAAGAAUUUUGAUGAAUCAUAUAACUCUGUUCUUGUAUUUCAACAUGUACAAACCAAUUAACCCUAAUUAAAACCCCUUACCAAUCCUUUAGUUUCAGCUAUGACAAUUUGACUUUUGAUACAGUAGGCAUACAGUAGGCUACAGAUGUUCGGUACAACUUGUAAUAGUGUUUAAAACAUGGUUGUGAAAUCUUUCCAGAGUGCUCUUCUGCUGCAUCUGUGGAGUUGACAGAGACAAGAGCCAAUGCGACAAUACAAGAAAGAAUUACCGCAAUCGGUGGAUAUGUGGAAAUAAUGGAGAAAGGAGUCUUCGGGUUGAAGAGUGGAGGUAGAAGCGUGGGAAGUCCAAUGCUGCAACUAAUUGCUAUUAUUUAUGGAGAACAUGCGGUGAAAGGAAAGCUCUAGAAGCAUAUAUGGAGGAUAAACCUUCAAUUCAUCCUCUUAAAGGCAAGAAAUAUGCUCGUCUUCUACAUACCAUUCUCAAUCAACCAGUGCUCAUGGUAUUGUUGUUACUCUCAAACACACCACAUGAGUAAUGAUGAUAUUGCUUGGAAUUGUCAAAAGUUAGAAAUACCUCUGAUAAUUCUACAUCUGAAGGAUAUUAGGAGAGUUCAAAAUUCUGAUGUUAUGCUUCUCAUAUAAAUCAUGAAUGUAGAUAAGUGUGUAUAUAAGGUAGAAAAAGAACUAAGUUUGACAAAAAAAAAAAAAGAACUAAAAAGAA
Messenger RNA from Brassica rapa (field mustard), 14161 nucleotides. RefSeq lists its product as uncharacterized. The record is from RefSeq and is a predicted model, not a curated record. NCBI's taxonomy places the organism in Eukaryota, Viridiplantae, Streptophyta, Magnoliopsida, Brassicales, Brassicaceae.